GUCGCCAGCGCGCGGGGCGGGCACCUCUGGUUUCCCGCGGCUAUGGAGCGGCUGACCUUGCCUUCCGGCGGCGCCGCGGCCGUCGGCGAGUACCUGGAGUAUCGGAGAAUUGUCGGUGAGGACGAUGGAGGGAAACUUUUUACUCCUGAAGAGUAUGAAGAAUACAAAAAAAAAGUAUUACCUAUGCGCUUACAGAACAGAUUAUUUGUGAGCUGGCGAUCACCAACUGGAAUGGAUUGUAAGCUUGUGGGUCCAGAGACACUGUGUUUUUGUACACAUAGGUAUAAACAACAUAAAACUGACUUUGAAACGAUUCCACAGCAACGCCCUAUUAGUCUCUCUUGCCGAGUGAGCAGCUGCGGGUGCAGGGCGUACCUUUACGUCCCUCUGAACGGCACCCAGCCCAUUCGCUGCAGGUGCAAGCACUUUGCGGAUCAGCACAGCGCUGCCCCCGGCUUUCUAUGCAAUGCCUGUGAGUUACAUUGUUAUAAACACACCGACAGAAUGUUUGUCUUUCUGUAUUGGAUAUUUAAUGCGUCUUUGUGCCAGUUUUAUUCAGCUGCCAAAUGCAGCAUGUGGUUGCUUAUUUCUGAUAGUCACUUUGAUAAAAAUGGUAAAAUACCACUUUACCAGAUAAAUGGUACAAGCAGCCAAGUUUCUUCCUUAAAGAGACCUGAAGAGGAUGAUAUGGCUUUCUUUGAAAGAAGAUACCAAGAAAGGAUAAAAAUGGAAAAGGUUGCUAAGCAGAAAGGAAAAGCAUCAUUGCCAUCAAGUACAAAACCUUCAUGAAGACUAUUGGGAAAAUUAAAACCAUCAUCCAAAUAGGUCUUGUUUGUGUUUAUUUAAAUAUAAUGCAGUUUAUUUUCUCUCAAAUUAUUUCCUUCUUUUACUAUGUAAAAAUGUCAUUUUGGUUUUUUCCUUAAUUUAUUUAAACAAGUGAAAAUACUUUGUUACUUUUAUCAAAGUUCAUGAUUUAAUAUUUUGUAUAUACUUUUUAUCUCUCCUAACAAAUGAGGUUAUUUUCAUAUUAGUCAAAACCUGAAAAUACAGUAACUGUUUUUAGUCUGUCAUAAUUUAACUUUCUGAGGGUAUUUAAAAAAUUAAGUAUGUUAUUUUGGGUUUUGAACAAAUAUAUAAGGAGCGUUGUUUAAAAAUAGUAAGUUAA
This is a messenger RNA of Leptonychotes weddellii (Weddell seal), 1165 nucleotides long. The record is from RefSeq and is a predicted model, not a curated record. Lineage: Eukaryota; Metazoa; Chordata; Mammalia; Carnivora; Phocidae.